GACACGAGUUAAACUCGUACUGUCACUUCAUCCAUCAUACUUGAAAAAUGUUAAAUAUUAUUUACAACAUCUGACAUAAGAAAUAUUUGUGACACAGAAAAUAUACAUUAAUCAAUUAGCAAAAUGUCAUUUUUAAUCAAUAAAGGUUCUAAAACUAUUGUAUCUACAACUUUGCAAUUUAAACGUUUUCGUGGUAAAAUUAAUAUUCAAAGACCACGAGAACCCCAUUAUGAAAAAGCUAGAGUUUUAAGGUUUGUACAACCAAUUUUUGCUGAUAAGAAGAAAAAAUUACCUAUUAUCGAUCUAUGCACUAAACCUGUGGAUACUACGAAAAGGAAUGUAGUUAACAAUCCUUUAGAAAAUAUACUUGCUAAAGAAUGUCUUAAUUGGUUUAAUCAUUCUAAAAUGGUAGUAUUUUUCCAUAAAAACACGUUCAACAAGGAAGAUGAAUUCGAAGCAAUGGUUAAAUUAAAACAUGAAAAUAUGUAUAUGAAACAAUAUGGAGCUGCUAUAGUGAAAAAGGCCCUUGUGGAUACAAAAUAUGAAGCCGUACUAAGUCUUUUUAAAUCACAUAAUGUGAUGAUAUUCAGCCCGGAUAUUAAAGUUUCUAAAGUGCUUAAAAUAAUGAAAAAAUAUCCUCAAUUAAUAAUGUUAGCUGGAAUAGUGGAUGACCGUCUUUUAAGUCACUCAGAGUUCUUGAGUUAUGGAAAACUUCCUAAUUUAGAAACAAUGCAAGCAAAUUUAACCAAUGUUUUGAAUAUGGCUGCAUUAUCUUUAACUAAUAAUUUAACAUUACAUCAAAGUAAUUUAGUAUCUAGCUUAGAACAAUAUGCUGAGCUCAAAAAAUCAGAAAGUUCUGAUACUUCAAAAGAAAGUACAAAUAAUGUAGAAGAAACUUCACAAGAUAAGUCAAAAGAAUAGUCAUAAUAAUGGGUUAUAUAUUUCUUAAUUUAUAUAAUUGAUGAUAAUAGGCAGUGAUUAUGCAUUAUUUAUGCAAAUAAUUAAACAUCUGUAAAUAAAUUAUAU
Molecule: messenger RNA, 1026 nt
Organism: Ctenocephalides felis (cat flea)
Lineage: Eukaryota; Metazoa; Arthropoda; Insecta; Siphonaptera; Pulicidae
Product: 39S ribosomal protein L10, mitochondrial-like
Exons: 3
Coding region: 124-921 (265 amino acids)
Biological process (GO): translation
Cellular component (GO): mitochondrial large ribosomal subunit
Molecular function (GO): structural constituent of ribosome
Source: RefSeq, a predicted model, not a curated record